AAUGGAAAACCAAAUCAAUCAAAUGGACGAGCAAGAAAAUCCUUGCUUCAAAAGGAUACAAUUGUGGACGGCCCAAGAAACCCGUCUGCUCCUCGAAAAAUAUGCCACACAUUUCCCAGAAAUUGGGCCCACUAAGGCAAUUAAGAACAGAAAAGAAAUGUGGGAAAAAAUUGCCACCGCUAUUGAUGAAGAUCGGCAAAGAAGAGGGAGGAGCACUGUGUUUAAGAGAAAAAAGGUAGAUGUCGAUAACAACAAUUCGGCGCCAAGAAGCAGAAUAGUAGAACCAGAGAUUGAGAAAAAGGAAGAAGCACGCGAAAGACGACACUAGGAGAAGAUGGACGUCCUAAGUAACAUUCAGUACAUGGUCGUGAUUAUGCGACAAAGGAAUAUAUAGU
Messenger RNA from Bactrocera tryoni, 395 nucleotides. RefSeq lists its product as uncharacterized. The record is from RefSeq and is a predicted model, not a curated record. Lineage: Eukaryota; Metazoa; Arthropoda; Insecta; Diptera; Tephritidae. The coding region runs from base 2 to 328 and encodes 108 amino acids. The transcript is spliced from 2 exons.